Molecule: messenger RNA, 1473 nt
Organism: Diplodia corticola
Lineage: Eukaryota; Fungi; Ascomycota; Dothideomycetes; Botryosphaeriales; Botryosphaeriaceae
Exons: 2
Coding region: 1-1473 (490 amino acids)
Source: RefSeq, a predicted model, not a curated record
AUGACCGGCGCCAGAACCCCCACCACCACGGCCACCACCUCACUCGAGACCAACACUAGCGAGCUCCCCAUCCAAGAAUUCAUCCGCCGCCAACGCCUCCGCAACGACCUCAUCACCUGCAGCCCCAACCCCAGCCCUCGCCGCCGCCGUCGCGCCCUCUCCCCACCCCCACCCCCAUCCGUCAUCUACAACCCCCCUCCCACCAUCCCAUUCCUGCACCUCCUCCCAACCCUCCUCCUCCUCUUCCUCCUCCUCUCCACCCUCCACCACCUCCUCCGCCCCCAUCUCGACUCCCUCCGCUUCCGCACCGCCACCACCAUCAUCCCCCAACCCCUCCACCACCACCCUACCACCUCCCCCUCCCCACCCGCCCCCUUCCUCCACAUCCACCACCACCACCACGCCCACGCCCUCGCCGCCAACCAAUCCCUCACCCACCUCCUAACCCUCCACGCCCCCGUCUCGCACACCCACAUCCCCGCCCUCUCCGCCGUCCGCCACGCGACCUACCCCGCCGCCCGCGCGCUCGCCGCGCUGGAAGCACGACUAUCGUCUAUAAGCGGCCGCAACGACACUAGCAUUACUACGUCGGCAGCGGCGCGACGGGGUGUGGCGGGCGCGCGGGACGCGUUAAGAGAGCUGCAGCGGGCGAGUGAGGGGUGGGCGGCGGAGGGAGGAGGGCUGCUCGUGUUUAGUAGUGGUGAUGGUGAGGGAGAGGGAGAGGGAGAGGGUCGAGGAGGCGACGACGGUGGAAGGCGGGAUGGGGUGGGGGCGGCGUUGGUGGGGGGGCUGCGGGGGUUGAUGAUGCGAGGGCGCGGGCGCGGGGUGCUGGUGGAUGAUGGAGAGGAGGAGGGAGGAUGGGGAUCGCGGGCGUUGCGGGAUGGGACUGCCGCCGCUGCCCCUGCCGCGAGGAGGGACAGGUGGUGGUUGAAGGGCUGGACGACGCGCCCCCUGAAAGAGACGCGGGAGCCGCCGCCGCCGCCGCCGCCGCCGGGAAAACGACGAGGCGAUAUCGUCGACUGGCGUCUGCGCACGGCGUGUCAGGCGGCGGUUUUCGGGCAGGCGCUGGACGAGGUCGAGGAGAGGCGGGGGCCGGCGCAGCUGCGGCUGGCGGAGGAGGUGACGAGGGCGGUGGGGAGGGUGGAUAGGGCGGUGUUGGGCGUGUGUCGGGACGUGGGGGAGAUGCUGGGGCGGGCGGACCUGGUGUGCACGGACGCGCUGACGGUGUUGUGGAGAGAGGUUGCACCGCAGGCCUUAGCGUCAGUCACCGAUAUCGAGGGCAUUUGGAAGGCGAGGAUGGAGGCGGCUGAGGCGGCUGAGGCGUUGACCAAGGACUUGGAGGCACUGAUGGAUGAGGCCAAGGUGCAACGAGAUGGUAUAGAUGUCUGGAUGAUGUUGCUUGAGCAGGUCCCGGGGGAUUCUGUGGAAGAAAAAUGCCGACUGAAGGCCCCUGUACUUCCUCGGGAUACAUAG